Molecule: messenger RNA, 1443 nt
Organism: Aedes albopictus (Asian tiger mosquito)
Lineage: Eukaryota; Metazoa; Arthropoda; Insecta; Diptera; Culicidae
Product: WW domain-containing protein tag-325-like
Exons: 6
Coding region: 334-1398 (354 amino acids)
Biological process (GO): signal transduction; regulation of GTPase activity
Cellular component (GO): cytoplasm
Source: RefSeq, a predicted model, not a curated record
AAUAUAGUUUAGUAAUUGAAAUUGAAACCGGAUGCCAAAAAAGUAAGUAAAAGGCAAGGAAGGAAUAAACACUCCAACCGUUUAUUAAGACAAGUAAUUACUCAUUUAAUGCAAACGCAAAGUCCCACUAUGCAAGAACCGUCGAUAUCAAUAUGACGAAAACAGUUUGAUAAGAUAACCAAUCAUCAAUGAGUGUAGUGAAUUUCCCACACGAAUAGAAAUGCAACAUUAUUCGGUGACUAAAUAUCCACACUGCUUAGUGCUUAUCAGUUAGCGGGUUUCGAGCAGCUUGUUUCUCUUACUCGCUAAUUGUGAUUGUAGUUCGCGUUCGUAAUGGCAAACGAUCAGUACCGCAAUUCAUUAGGUCUGGCCCAGCCCAAAAAUCGGCCCAAAAAGUUACUGGAUGGAUUUAGCAAUCGGAAAAGUUUUUCGAAAAAAGCUGUUCCAGAAAAUCACCGAAGCUCCCGAGAGGCUAGGUCGGAAUUCGGAUCUUCGCCGUCAUCGAGCAUCAACCUCAAAGAGCAGUUUCUCUAUUUACAAAACCAGCACCAGGAGCUGUUUGAGGAAUACAGUGUCUUGAAGCAGAAAUACCGAGCCCUGCAGGAAAACUAUGAGAGGUUGAAGGCCGAGCACUCUACACUGGAAGACGACUACAAUACAUUGAAAAGUGAUUACAAGAACCUAGAAGAAUCGCACAAGCCAUUCAACGUGCGGAAGAUUCUGCAGCUGAAGUUCAAGAAGCGUGCCGAUAAGGAGUCACUAGAGAAGCGGAAUAUUAUACAGAAUAUUCAAAUUUCAGACGAAGCAUGCUUCAACACCUACUUGGAGGAUGUGAUCAAGAGCGAUACGCUACGCAUUCCCAGGAUUGUGGUGGAAUGUGUGACGAUCGUCGAGUCUAGCGACAAGUUCAUGAAAUCACCCGGGCUGUACAGGGUGUCGGGUAACCACAACACCAUACAGAACCUUCGGUACGACAUCAACUCCGACAACUACAAGAAGCUGCGGAAGCAGAAAACACCCCAUGAGGUUUGUGGUGUACUGAAGCUGUUCCUGAGGGAGUUGAAGGUACCGAUUGUUUCGUUGGCGUUGCUAAAUCAGAUCAUACCCGGGCCGUCGGAUAUGAUUCACUCGAGAACGAUCAAAGUGUUAGAGCUGGUAAAUUCGCUGGAUGAGCUGAGGAGAAAUACGCUAAGAUUUUUGAUGCAGCAUCUCAAGAAGGUGGCCGACGUUGAGGAAAACGAAAUGGACUCGACCAGCCUUGGGAUCCUGAUGAGCUCGUGCAUCUUCAACGAGACCCUGUCCGAUGUGUGCCCGCAGCGGUUCGAAGCGACAAGCGCCGUACCGCGGGAAUGCACCCGCACGAUGAUCGAAUGUUAUGAAGAAAUUUUUGUGCUUUGAAAUCGUAGGGGUUUUAUUUGCAUUCAAUAAACUGUUUCCAUGUCA